UAAGACCAAUAAUUAAAGUUAGUAGCAAUACUACUUUUCUCCUUUCUAAUAAUAGGCCACUUAAGUAGAGUGACUCUCUUCCCACCAGAAAGAUCCAUUUCCCCGCAUCCAUCCGCCCGUUUGAUGAGCCACCAUGUCGGAUUCUUCCGCCGUUGAAUCAUCUCCGCCACCGCCUUCCACUUUCUCCCCCACCGCCGCAGCAGCAACAGCAGCAACCACCACGCCGACGACCCCUUCUCCCGUUUACAUACACCCAAGAAGGGAGCCAUUCGAGCACGGCCUUCUCCCCAUCCCUAAGCUCAUUUUCUCCGAUGGCACCCAAUCGUUAGCUCCAAUCAAAGACAAGCUGUUGUCCCUGUCCUCCUCCUCAUCUGAGUCGGGUAUCCUUCCUCCUCACCGGGUCAGCCCGGCUGUUAUUGCUGAAACCCUCCAGAUCUCGCCUGAACAUUCCCGGCUUGUCCUCGAGACCAUCGCCUCUGUUCUGCAUAAUGAUGCUGAUCCUCUCGUCAAUGCCAAUCCCUUGGAGAUUGAUGACGUGGGUGUUGACGUCUUUGAUUUGGUGGUGUUCUUAUAUGUGCAGAGCUAUAAGAGACUAGUGCCCAAAGGACACCGUGAUUCGGCUGCGGUUGCCGAUGUCUGGCCCUCCACCUCCGCCUUUGAUGGCUUUUUGUCGGCUCUUUCCCCUUUGCAGCUUGUUCGAAGUAACAGUAGACGGUUUAUGCCAUCACAAGCUGAUGAAGAGGCUCAUCAGUUGUCGUAUUUACAUAAGCAUUUGGGCAACAUUCUCUCUCUUUUGGCAGACCCGGUUGAAGGAGAAGUCGAAGGCGAAGAAUCUCUGGUUUUAUCGAUGGAGAAGCUUGAGCAUCUCAGUUUUCUGGUUUAUUUUGGCGAAAAGGGAUCAGAGAGAAUGCCCCUGAGUCAAAAUGCUCCAUUUUUUGCAAAUUCAGACCCCGACAUGCCAGCUGUUCCGGUCCCUGCAGCACAAGUUCUUGAUUGGCUCCUCCAAAACAUUGCCUCCACUUUGGAGCAUAAUUCUGAGAGAGUUUCUGUGAAAGAAAAUGGACCAACUAAUACCGGUGAUCAAGAUGUUCAGAUGGCUGAUGUUUGCACAAGUUCUGUCAAAGGCUCAACAAGUGGUAGGGGCCCAAGUUACAUUGAGGGGAUAUCUAAAUCAGCCUAUAUAAAGCAUGCAUCUGAUCUUAAAAGCUCUUCUGUGAAGGUAAUAAAUUGCCAUGAGUCAGUAAUUUACAUUUUUGCACCUUUGAGAUAUGCAACUGUGUAUGGAUGCUCGGAUGCAACAAUAGUUCUGGGAGCAGUUGGGAAGGCUGUCAGAGUUGAACACUGUGAACGUGUUCAUGUGAUCACAGCAGCAAAGCGUAUCUGCAUCGCUAACUGCCGUGAGUGUGUAUUCUUUUUAGGGGUCAACCAACAACCCCUUAUUGUUGGUGAUAACCAUAAGUUGCAGGUUGCUCCAUAUAACACGUAUUACGCCCAACUAGAGGAGCAUAUGAAUCAAGUUGGUGUUGUGCCAACCAUCAAUAAGUGGGAUGAGCCGCUAGCUCUCGGUGUGGUUGAUCCACACGAUUCGUUAUCUCAUCCAGCUGGAGUCUCGGAUGUCCAGGCUGAGUCUGCCCACCGCUUGGACCCUGAUCAGUUCACAAAUUUUUUGAUUCCCAACUGGUUCGGUGAUCAAGAAGGUGGGUUGACGAAAGACAAUCCAUUCCCUUUACCAGAUGCUUACAGGGUGUCUCAACAAAGAAAUGACAAAAAUUUGGGGGAGGUUAAGCAACUUCUGAAGGAAACUCAGCUCGAAGAGAACCGGAAGCGGGAACUAGCAAGUGCGCUUCAUUCAUGCUUUAAGGAUUGGCUAUAUGCUUCAGGAAACAUUCGUCAACUUUACUGCUUACAAGGUGAAUGAAGAUUGAGGAAACAUAUGUGACAAUAACAGAACACGAAUUUUAGGAUGUACUUUCCCACUUCUGAUCUGCCUUUUUUGCUUUACCGGGUGCUACUGGGAGCUUGGAAUUAUGCUAAGCUGAGAUCUGACGCGUAUUUUGAUCACUGUGUAGAUCCAUCCAAUAGUAGUAGUGACAAGAGGCUUGGCUAACUUGUAAUUCUUUCUUUUAAUAUCAAAACUGUUUUAUUAGCACCUCUAUUUCUUUCUCAGCCUCAGUAAGUUUAUUCAAAUCGUGUUACAUGUUUUCUGUGAGGCUGAUAGUUCUUUCAAUUUGUGUUGAUGAUGUACAUGAAUGAAAUAAAGUGUCUUAAGCUCAUGAAAUGGUUUGAAGUUGUAUUCUGGAUCUCUAUUUCUCCGCUGGCCUUUUUUUUUUUUUUUG
This is a messenger RNA of Oldenlandia corymbosa var. corymbosa, 2336 nucleotides long. The record is from the annotation of a GenBank genome assembly. Lineage: Eukaryota; Viridiplantae; Streptophyta; Magnoliopsida; Gentianales; Rubiaceae.